Ostertagia ostertagi is the source of this 471-nucleotide messenger RNA. The record is from the annotation of a GenBank genome assembly. Lineage: Eukaryota; Metazoa; Nematoda; Chromadorea; Rhabditida; Trichostrongylidae.
AUGCUAUGGAAGCGGUUCAAGUUGAAUGCGAACAGGUCUUCUCAGAAUUUCCCACGAACAAAGAGACUGCAGCUGAAGCCCAACGAUCACGUUCUGCUUUAUAUCAAGGGACGAGCGCUGUUUCUCUUCUGCGGUCUCAAUUCACUUGAAAAACGAGCGAUGGUGUCGGUAUUCAAGACAACUGGGAACGAACCACCGCCAUCCAUCGACAGAGCGCUCUCGAUCUUUCUUCAAGCCUACGCCAUCGAACCGAAGUACAUCCCGAAUCUGCUUUAUCUCGGUCAUUGCCUAAUCUCGCUUGGUGAUAAGGAGACUGCGAGGAAGUACCUGAAGGAAGCAACCGAUAUGGAAGUGCAUGGUUGCGAUACUGGCGUCCAGAAGGAAUGUGCUGAAGCUGCUCAAACAAUGCUGAGAAAGAAAAUUAAGCAAACUUCAUAUCUCACUCUAAAUCUGCUACUCAAAAUCGUAUAA